AGGUGAUGCGUAGUCGGUGGUUUUCUGUGUAUGUACAUGUAGAGUUAUGUUGUACAUGGCGUGUCCAGCGUUUAGUAAAAUGUGUGGCGUCGUGAAACGUGAAACCUCUCACACAAACUGCACACUCUCUCCUGCUGCUGCUCUCUCACGACCUUCUCUACAAGGCGAAAACAAGACUAACGCUUCAUGUUCCAGGGCGAACAGCUGAUUCGCUGGGUUCCGAAUUGUAAAAUGGAUAGCUUUCUUGCAUUUUCCCUAGCGUGCUUGUACGAGAUAGGGGACCAAAAAAUCAGGCCAGGCAUAUUUUCUUCUUUCUUCGGUGGGUUUCACAAAGAGCGCUGCAGUCAUGGACGGAUUUGGGGGGUCCCUCCUGCCCUUUCUCAAGGAAUCACAGGACGACGCGGGAAAAUGAGAAUACGAGAAAAG
Messenger RNA from Colletotrichum godetiae, 426 nucleotides. RefSeq lists its product as uncharacterized. Lineage: Eukaryota; Fungi; Ascomycota; Sordariomycetes; Glomerellales; Glomerellaceae. The coding region runs from base 47 to 208 and encodes 53 amino acids. The record is from RefSeq and is a predicted model, not a curated record. The transcript has a single exon.